Meloidogyne enterolobii is the source of this 1871-nucleotide messenger RNA. The record is from the annotation of a GenBank genome assembly. NCBI's taxonomy places the organism in Eukaryota, Metazoa, Nematoda, Chromadorea, Rhabditida, Meloidogynidae.
UUAUGGAAGUUCCAAAAGUUCAAAACAGUGAAUUAACAGAAGAUGCAAAAGACGAGGAGAUUACUGCAUGUAAAGUUCCUAGCAAGCAAGAUUUAGAAACACGUUAUACUGAGCCGAUUUGGGCGCGAGUUCCAAUUUGCAGCAAAGAUAGCUAUUAUAUUGAAGUAAUUAAAAAUGGAACCGUUAUUGAACGUAUUUCUUUACACAGUGAUAGUGGAGAAAAGUCUUAUCUAACAAUUGGUCGAUUCGAUCCUUGUGAAAUUAAGUUAGAGCAUCCUUCGGUUUCUCGCUUUCAUUCUGUUCUUCAAUAUGGUGAACAUGUAAGGGGAAAGCCCCAAUGGUUUAUUUAUGACAUGAAUAGUACACAUGGCGUUCGAAUAAAUAAAAAACGAAUUGAGAAAUCAACAUUUGUACCUCUUUUUGUUGGUUAUGUCUUCCAAAUUGCCGCGAGUUCAAGGAUUUUUGUUUUAUGUGGUGGUCUAAAAGAAAAAGAUGAAGACGAUAAUGAAAGUAAUUCUGAAGUAUUUACCACAAAAGAAGAUAAUUCCGAAUUAAAAUCAGAUGCUUCAAGUAAAAAAGAAGAUGAAGAUACAGAAAUGUUAAAUUAUCGUUAUUAUGAAAAAGAUCCAAUUCAUUGGUUGGAACGUUAUUUUGAGCGAGAAGGAGCAUCCAUGGAUUUUCGUUUCACAAAAACUGUUGAAGCUAAUGAUUUGGGAUUGGGCGAAAAAUCUAAAAAAUCUCGGGCAAAAGGAUCAAAGGAAGACGAUGGAAGCUCUACAUGGAUUUGCUCUAUUGAGCUUAUUUCUGAUGUUUCUCUAACUGGAAGUACGUUAGUUUCGGCCUCUGCACCUUCGAAGCGUCUGGCACAAUUGCAAUGUUCAUUAUUAGCAUGUGAAAGACUUGAUGCUGCUUGUCUUUUGCAAAUUUCAAAUUUAUGGAAUAAACGAAAGAAAUAUGCCGAGAAUGAUUUUUAUGCCGAGGAUGAAGAUAUUUUUUACGAUAGAACUGGGCAACUAGAAGAACAAAGAGAAAAAAGGAAACGUUGGUAUGAGGGAGAUGUUGGAGUAAUUAACAAAGCAAAAACCCAUAAUGAUUUAGUAAAUGAAUUAGAAGAAUUAAAUGAAAAGAUUUUGGUAGUUCAAUCGGAAAUUGAACGUUUAGUUGGGAAAGGCAGCAGCGAAUCUACAAAAAAUGAAGAUUUUGUUGAGGAAGGAAAAGAAAUUAAACGAAAUUUUUCGAUGAGAAUGACAAUUUCUCAAUUAAAAAGUAAAGAAAAGAAAUUAUUGGAAGAGAAGAAUAAAAUUGAGAGAUUGGUGGAAAUUACUAAACCUGCACAAAAUAUUUUUAUGAAAAAUAAUUUAAAUGUUGUAAAAUUAAAAGAAGAACAAAAUAUAAAACAAGAAGAAUUUAAAGAAGAGAAAAUAAUUGAGUUAGAAGAUAAUAAUAUAGAAGCAAAAAUAUUAAAAUCACCAAUAAAAGAGGAAGAAAAGGAAGAAAAAACAAAAAUAUCAGAAUUGGAACAAAUUAAAGAGGAGGAAACUAAAAAAGGAGAAAGAGAACCAAAAUUUUAUGCUCCAGCAAUGCCUCCAAAAUCGGUUAUUGCUUCAAUUACUCCUCGUUUUGGUGUUUUAACAAAACAAGAAUUAAUUCAAAUGAAAUUACUUCAAAAACAAGAAGAAGGAAAUAAAGAAGCUUUGCUAGAAAAGAAACGAAGAAUUAUGGAUCAAAGGGAAGAAAAUAAAAUCAAAGCAGAAAAGGAAGAACAAAUUCAAAACAAUUUAUCAGAUAUGUAUGCUACUUGGCUUCCACCUGAAGAUCAGUCCGGAGAUGGGUCAACAAAACUAAAUCGUAAAUUUGAAGGAAAAUAUUAA